AUGUCGACAACCGACAAGCCCGAAAUAUCCUUUGUCGACGACAGGGACGACGAUACCCGGUCCGACUCGGAGAAGGCGCUUGUAGUGCGCAUAAUCGACGAUGUGCGCGCUCUGGGGCUCAGCGAGGAUGAUGUCGAGUUUUAUGCCAAUUUCACGCCGGAGCAGCGCAAGACGACAAUUCGCAAAGUCGACGUCCGCUUGGUACCGAUGCUCGCGGUUCUCUACCUCAUUUCCCAUCUCGACCGCGCCAACAUUGGCAAUGCCAAGAUUGAAGGUCUGGCCAAGGACCUUGGGCUCAGCGGUGUGCAGUGGAACAUUGCCCUCAGUGUCUUCUUCGUUCCCUAUGUCCUUCUUGAGGUCCCUAGCAACAUUAUCCUCAAGAAGUUCAACCGUCCCUCCGUUUACCUCGGCACCCUCGUAACGAUAUGGGGCGUCAUCAUGACCUGCGUCUUUGAGGCCGGUUUCUACCCUGGCGCUGUUUACCUUUGCACUUUCUGGUACUUGCCUCGCGACCUCGAAGGCAUAUUCACCGUCGGCCUCGGCAUCGCCACCUUCUUCUUCCUCAUCGACCGCCCCUCGCUCAGCGGGAAGUGGCUCACGCCCGAAGAGAUCCGCUUCCUCGAGAUCCAGCACUUCAUCAAGCAGGGAGGCCGCUUCCAGGACGAGAAGCAGGAGGACAAGUUCAAGUGGCACGAUCUCAAGGCCGUUGUCACGAACUGGCGGCUGUACAUGCAGGCGUGGACGCUCCUCGCUACCUCGGCGUGCAGUUACGGUACCAAGUUCACGUUACCUACCAUCACGAAGGCCAUGGGCUUCAACAACACGGCCGCGCAGCUUAUGACGGUCCCGCCGUACUUUUGCGGUGCUGCCUCUGCCAUCUUCUUCGCUCGCCUGUCGGACAGAUACUACUGGCGCAUGCCCUUCGUCGCGAUCCCCAUGGGCCUCAUCACCAUCGGCUACGGCGUCAUCAUCUCCUUCAAGGGCGAUCUGUCCGGUAACAUCGCGGGAGCCAUGGUUGGCUUCAUCAUCACCUGCAUGGGCAUCUACCCCAUCCAGCCCGCGGGCUCCUCCUGGGCGGCGAACAACCUCGCUCCGGCCUCGCGCCGCGCUAUCGGCGUCGCCUUCAAUAUCUGCGUGGGCAACAUUGCUGGUAUCAUCGGCAGCUACAUGUACCUCGACAACGAGAAGCCCAAGUACUACACCGGUUUCGGCCUGUCGCUGGCGUUUGGCGGUAGCGGGUUGAUUGUUGCGCUGCUGCUGGAGUGGAGCUACAAGUGGGGGAAUGACAGGAAGGCCAAGAUGUCCGAGGAGGAGAUUGGGGCAAAGUACACGGAGCAGCAGCUUAUGGAUAAUGGGUUACAAGAGCCCUCACUUUAA
Colletotrichum phormii is the source of this 1377-nucleotide messenger RNA. Its product is annotated as inner membrane transport protein yfaV. Gene Ontology annotation, molecular function: transmembrane transporter activity. The record is from RefSeq and is a predicted model, not a curated record. Gene Ontology annotation, biological process: transmembrane transport. Bases 1 to 1377 code for a protein of 458 amino acids. Gene Ontology annotation, cellular component: membrane. Lineage: Eukaryota; Fungi; Ascomycota; Sordariomycetes; Glomerellales; Glomerellaceae. The transcript is spliced from 5 exons.